GACGCUUAUAUAUAGGGGCUCGCGCAUGACAUAGAUAUCCAAGAGAACCAAACAAUCACCUACUCACUAAUACCUUUUCAGUCUAAACAAUGGCAACAACCGCAGUUCGUGUGUUUGGCAAGCCAAUCGCUCAAGGAACUCGUACCCAAAGGGCCCAAGCCGCCAAGAGCUACCAAAACGCAGAUGGCAAGCUCGACCAGGUGUUGCAAGUUUCAACCCAGUCUCAGAAAGCCGCUGCAGGAGGGGCCAAUGUCGCCACUGUUAGCACCACAUUUGGCAGAGUUUACAACGCCACAGGUGACCCUAUAACCUAUGUGACUGCACACGAUUGGCAAGGACAUGUAGUUGGGGAGUACCCGGUAAACAUCCAGAACGGACAGUGGGCAAUCUUUGAGCAUGUUGGCACCCGUGGCCCACAAUGUCAAGGAUCAGUUGCCGCUGUUGUGUAUAAUAUUCAGGACUGUUGUGAUUCGAUGGUUGCUUGGAACAACCCUUGGAAAACUGCCAGUGGAGGAAACAACACUGCUUACUGCGAGAUGAAUGAUCCCGGAUAUUUUGAUGAUUGUAGCUGGUGUGCAAUCCGUAAAAAGUUGAAGGCUUCUGGCACUGAAAGUCGAACAAGUAUGGAAGGUUAUGCUACAAAAGUGAGUAAAGAUACAGGAAGCAAUACUCCAACUUACAGUGCCAUUUUCUAUCUUGACGUAGAUCCAUAACGUGAUCCACAUAAUUAUAAUAAGGCUGCUACGCACUACUUAUCACAAUUUGAUCGAAACGUGCAGCUAGCCGCUAUGUUUAGCAUAAUAGUAAAAUAAUGUAAGUGUGCUUGUAAUAUAAUAAGCCAAACUUAGUAGGUGAUCAUACAGUUUCACAUGAAUAAGACGUCUGUACUUGACCAAGACUAGUGUGACCAUACAUACCGUUGUAUGUACAUCUGUUAAAAUGAAAAUGUUUUCAUUUAAUGAUUUAGGUUGUUUAAUUUCA
Molecule: messenger RNA, 981 nt
Organism: Helianthus annuus (common sunflower)
Lineage: Eukaryota; Viridiplantae; Streptophyta; Magnoliopsida; Asterales; Asteraceae
Product: 23 kDa jasmonate-induced protein
Exons: 2
Coding region: 90-713 (207 amino acids)
Source: RefSeq, a predicted model, not a curated record